AUGAACCUAGUUUUUGAGGCAGCAGAAAUCUACUUGGGCUCUAAACAAAACUCAUCACAAAGAAGAGUUAAAGUGGGAAAGAGCGAGAAGGGAGCGAAUUUAGCAGUUAACAUAGAUAGAAAUGAAGAGGUUGUUGAUGUUUUUAAGAAUCUAGAAUUCAAGUGGAGAUUGAUGACCACACAAGUUGAAGCAUCAAUGAAUGUAAAUCAUCGCAGAAUGGGGGAUCUCAACUUCUCUCUGAGAUCAGAAGUGAGACACUUUGAGCUGAGUUUUCACAGGAAGCACAAAGACAAGGCUUUUGGAUCAUACUUUCCAUACAUAUUAGAAAAAGCAAUGGUCAUUAGAGAAGAGAGAAAAGCUGUGAAUCUCUACAGUUCUAAUGGAGCAAAUUGGUGCUUUCAACAAGUCCUUCUCAAUCACCCGACGAACUUGAAGACCCUUGCUAUUGAUUCCAAUCUCAAAAAGGAAUCGCUUGAGGAUUUGGACAACUUCAUGAAUGGGAAGGAAUAUUACAAGAGGAUUGGGAAACUUGGAAAAGAGGCUACUUGUUAUAUGGUCCACCAGGAACCGGCAAAACAAGCUUGA
Ziziphus jujuba (common jujube) is the source of this 585-nucleotide messenger RNA. Its product is annotated as protein HYPER-SENSITIVITY-RELATED 4-like. The transcript has a single exon. Bases 1 to 585 code for a protein of 194 amino acids. The record is from RefSeq and is a predicted model, not a curated record. Lineage: Eukaryota; Viridiplantae; Streptophyta; Magnoliopsida; Rosales; Rhamnaceae.